Harmonia axyridis is the source of this 2074-nucleotide messenger RNA. Its product is annotated as piggyBac transposable element-derived protein 3-like. The coding region runs from base 191 to 2074 and encodes 627 amino acids. The transcript has 2 exons. Gene Ontology annotation, molecular function: sequence-specific DNA binding. The record is from RefSeq and is a predicted model, not a curated record. Lineage: Eukaryota; Metazoa; Arthropoda; Insecta; Coleoptera; Coccinellidae.
UGGUCACACCUACAGCGCUGCACAAAAUCAGCUGACAUAUGUACGUAUAUCUUAGUAUACGUGAGGAAGCGAUGAUAUUUAUUCAGUUGACUUAGGAACUUUGUAGUGUGAACGUGUCGCAUUGUUAUUCCACUGAUUUCUCAUUCGUAAUAGAGGUGAACUGCCGUGUUUGUUAGGUAUUCGCAAUAAAAUGGAUCCCAAAUUUGUGCGAGGUUUCUCUCUCAAAGAAGCCUUAGAUAUAGUAUAUAACGACGAAGAAGAUAGCAAUGGUGUGUGUGACAUUUACAUAUCACCGCCGGAACCAAAUGUACUGACAGAUGAAGAUUCGGGUGAUGAAGAAGGCGGGGAAAUGGAUAAUUUAUCACGUGGCCAAUUAUCAACUGCAGCAGAAAUCCGACUUUCUGACAAUUCGCGCAUAACUGGCUUCGAAGAUGUUUCAAAUGAAGAAGGCAGUGAAGGAGACAAUAGUUUAUUAGAAAGUGAAGUUAGUCAGAUUGAAAAAUGUGGUCCAAGCACUAGUUCAAACAAGAGCACCAAAAAGACGAAUUCAACGAAGAAGCCGCAGAAGAAAGUGAAAGAAACACUCAAAAGAACUUGGAUCGAGGGCGAUCUUCUAAAAACGACAGCAGUAUUUCCACAGCCAGACUAUACCAAUUUUAUAGGAAAAUCCCCAACAGAUUUAUUUGAAUUGUUUUUCGACGACGACAUUGUUCGUAUGUUAGUAGAAGAAUCAAAUAAAUAUGCGCUCUUCCUAAACCAUCCAGAUCCGAAAAUAGAAUCUGAUGAAAUGAAGUGUUUCAUCGGUAUACUUAUUUUGACCGGGUAUAACUCUCUUCCCGGAAAAUGUUUUUACUGGGAUUCAGAAUCGGACAUAGGAAAUCAAUUAGUAAAGGAAGCAAUGCGUAGGGACAGAUUUCGACAGAUAAUGCGUUUUUUACAUUGUGCCGAUAAUACCAAACCCAAUUACAAAGACAAAAUGUGGAAACUUAGGCCGCUCAUUGAAAAACUUCAAAAAAAUUAUUUGAAAUAUUUUAAGCCGACAGAAAAUAUGAGUUACGACGAAUGUAUGGUGAAAUACUAUGGCAGACACAGCUGCAAACAGUUUAUUCGCGGAAAACCGAUAAGAUUUGGCUAUAAAGUAUGGAGUUUGAAUGCCGAAAACGGCUACCUAAUCAACUUCGAUAUAUAUCAGGGAAGUAAUCCGAAGUCGGUUACUGAAUAUGACAAUAAAUUUGGAAAAGCUACUUCUCCAUUACUAAUAAUGCUAGACUCCUUGCCAGAUAGAAAUCUUCGUUAUCAAAUUUAUACAGACAAUUUGUUUACGAGUUUCAAUCUUUUGACGGAGCUAAAGCAAAGAGGCUAUGGAGUUACAGGAACCGUUAGAGAAAAUAGGGUUCCAAAGGACUGCCCAAUAACUUCUAAAUUAGACAUGAAGAAAAAAAAAAGAGGUUCUAUCGAGUCUAAAAUUUCAAAAGAUGAAGGUGUGAUACUAGUGCGUUGGACUGACAAUGCCCCUGUUACCAUGGCUUCAACUUCUUAUGGAAUUGAACCCACUUCUUUGGUGAAAAGAUAUUCACAGUCCGAGAAGAAAAUUAUUCAAAUUCCCCAGCCACGUCUUAUAAAUGCCUAUAAUAAAUAUAUGGGUGGGACAGAUCGGAUGGACGAAGAUAUUGCGCGCCAUAGAAUAGGUAUCAGAAGUAAGAAAUGGUAUUGGCCGUUACUUACUUGGCUUAUAGAUACCGCAUUACACAAUGCAUGGAUACAGUAUAAAAGUGCAGGUAAUUCAAUUACUAAUCUGAAUUUCAGAAGAGAAAUUGUAAAGGUAUACCUAAAUAGGUUUAAAACUGCCCCAAAAAGAUAUGGAAGACCAACAACGAGUAGAAAUAGUGUCUCCAUGAAUAGGAUUUCGGAUGAUAUCAGGUAUGACCAUAAGGACCACUUAGUUGUUCCAGUUCCAAAUAACAAGAGGAGAAGAUGUGCCGGAGAAGGAUGCUCCUCUGUUGGUCGAACACAGUGCAAUAAAUGUGAUUUGGGACUAUGUGUGGAAUGUUUUUAUAUAUUUCACAUUAAAUAA